Messenger RNA from Micromonas commoda, 870 nucleotides. RefSeq names its product zinc finger family protein. The transcript has 2 exons. The annotation marks the transcript as partial. Gene Ontology annotation, molecular function: protein-cysteine S-palmitoyltransferase activity. Lineage: Eukaryota; Viridiplantae; Chlorophyta; Mamiellophyceae; Mamiellales; Mamiellaceae. The record is from RefSeq and is a predicted model, not a curated record. Gene Ontology annotation, biological process: peptidyl-L-cysteine S-palmitoylation; protein targeting to membrane. Gene Ontology annotation, cellular component: Golgi apparatus; endoplasmic reticulum.
AUGGGGCCACCUGCGGCGUCGUCGACGGAGCGCCGCGAGCCUCGGAUCUUCGAGACGUGGGAGGGCAACGACCGAUUUUUCUGCGACGGCCGAUGCAUGACCGGCCCGUCCCCCGGGUCGCUCGCGGGCACGUGCGCGCUCGUCCUCGUCCCGUCCAUCGUGUUCAACGCCCUGGUCGUCCCGGACGUCGCGUCGAAGUACUCGCUCGCGUUCACCGUCGUCGCAAUCGCGUGGCCGCUGUGGUGCCUCUCGUGCCUAGUCGCCGCGGGUACGACGGACCCGGGCAUCGUUCGCAGGGAACCGUACCGUCCGCCCCCCGAGGGCCGCGCCCGGGCGAGGUACAAGGAAGAGCGCCUCCCCAACGGUAAGAGCGUCACGGUGAAGUGGAACGACACCUGCAACCUGUACCAGCCCCCGAGGGCGCACCACUGCAGCGUCAACGACGACUGCAUCGACAAGUUCGACCACCACUGCCCUUGGGUGGGCACGACCAUCGGCCGGCGCAACUACCGGCCAUUCCUCGGGUUCGUCUUCGGAACCGCGAUCCUGUGCGUCUUCGUCAUCGCCACGUGCGCGCUGCAGAUAAAGAUCAAGUACGACGAGCUCCCGGCGGACGCGCAGUCGAGGAACUUGAAGGCGAUGGGAAAAGCCCCCGCCGCGAUGAUCGUGCUCUUCGUCUCCUUUCUCGGUUUCUGCUUCGUCGGCGUGCUGUCCUGCUUCCACGCGUACCUGGUGGCGACGAACCAGACGACGUACGAGAACUUCCGCGACGGGUACUCGUGGGACGAGAACCCGUACAACAAGGGUUUGGUCGGGAACUGCCUCGAGGCGUGGUGCUCGCGAGCGCCGCCGAGCCGGUUCCGCUUUCGC